Messenger RNA from Impatiens glandulifera, 1766 nucleotides. Its product is annotated as probable 3-deoxy-D-manno-octulosonic acid transferase, mitochondrial. The record is from RefSeq and is a predicted model, not a curated record. NCBI's taxonomy places the organism in Eukaryota, Viridiplantae, Streptophyta, Magnoliopsida, Ericales, Balsaminaceae. The transcript is spliced from 14 exons. Gene Ontology annotation, biological process: lipid A biosynthetic process. Gene Ontology annotation, cellular component: plasma membrane. Gene Ontology annotation, molecular function: transferase activity. Bases 39 to 1403 code for a protein of 454 amino acids.
GAGAGUGAGAGAAGCGGACGAAGCCGCCUUCUCUGAUAAUGAUGGCAACGGAAGGCGGAAAGAUUCUCUACCUGGUGUACAGAGGAUUGAGUUACGGCCUUACUCCGUUGGUAUACCUACACUUACGAUGGCGCCACUUUCGCGGUCUCGAACAUCCUAUUCGGUGGCGAGAGCGCCUCGGCCUUCCAUCUCGCGAUCGCCCUCCUGGUCAUCUCCUCUGGUUUCACGCCGUUUCUCUAGGUGAAGGAAUGGCAGCAAUUCCCAUGAUUAAAUGCUGCAUUGAACGGAGACCUAACAUGAACAUACUGAUGACAACCACAACUCUAUCAGCAUUUCAAGUACUGAAGGAUCGUCUACCGAGUAAUGUCAUAUAUCAGUUUGCCCCUCUUGAUAUACCUGCUGCUGUAGAUGCUUUUCUUGAAUAUUGGAGACCAAAUGCAAUCUUGUUAAUGGAGAGUGAGCUUUGGCCCAAUCUGAUCAUGCAUGCAUCCAGAAAUGGUGUCGCACUGGCAUUACUAAAUGCUAGGAUGUCUUCUAAAUCCUUUGCAAGUUGGUCAGGACCUGUUGCACUUCCUCUGGUGUCGCUGAUGUUGUCAAAGUUUUCCUUGAUUUCCCCAUUGAGCAUGACUCAGGGAAUCAAUCUUCAGCUGCUUCAAGCUCCCCCUUUUAUCAUUAAUUUUUCUGGUGAUUUGAAAUAUGUCAUGGAAGAGUUUGAGAUGAUUAAUAAUGACACUGGAGAUAUUGAAGAUCUGCGGGCACUCAUUGGUAAUAGACAGGUGUGGAUGGCUGCAUCUAUACACAAAGGAGAAGAAGAAGUUAUUCUCGGAGCUCACAAGUGCCUGAAGGAACGGCAUCCUGAUGUAGUCACUAUUAUUGUGCCUCGGCAUCCACAUCAUGGGCAGGAGAUUGCUCAUGAAUUGCAGAAACAAGGAAUUGGUGUGUCCUUGAGGUCCCGAAAGGAAACGAUUGAGAAAGGAAAUAGCAUCUAUGUGGUCGACACUUUAGGUGAACUGAGACAACUUUAUAGGUUAGUUCCUAUAGCUGUAGUAGGAGGAUCUUUGUUGCCUGGUUUAGCUGGACAUAACAUUUCAGAAGCAGCUGCAGCAGGCUGUGUAGUGCUCACUGGACAUCAUGUUGGUCAUUUUUCUCACAUGGUGCACGAAAUGCAGCGUUUAAAUCCUUCUUCCGUAACACAGAUUUCUGGAGAAGAGCAGCUUGCAAAUAUCAUUGACCGACUUUUAAGUGACGGAGAACUCCUGAAAUCACAUCAGCUUGCAGCAACACAGGCAUACCGUGCUUUAUCAUGUGGGAUUACUGAAAGUGUUUGGAAUAUGUUAAUCUUCCACAUUUUUAGCAAAGAUUUUUCUUCACAAUCAAAUUUGGGAUCCUACAAGCUCAAGUGAAGGGUGUCCUUCAAAUAAAUCUCUGGCGAGGCUAGCCGAGCAACUCACUGCUAUGACAUGACAUACCACUUCAUCAAGACAGACAAAGAAAAAGGCUUGAAUAUGAUUGAGAGGAAGGUGAGUGGUCAUUUUGAACGCUAAUCCCGCCUCAAUCUCUCUCUUUCUAUAUCUUUCUACAUGAAGAAUCGUGAAAGCUUAAAGGUAAAACCCUUCACUUUUGCCAACAUACAACUGCUGUACUACUUUAAUCUAUAGGAAGAAGAAAUAGAUAGACAGACUGUAAGGUGGUAACAUCCAAAGUAAAAGAAAAGAAAAAGCUUACUAGUAUAUAUUUAUUUCAAAAUCUUGUUUUUGUUUUCUUUU